UAUUUCAUUAUUCUGCAGAAGAAUAAAAUCGUAAAUUUUCAUAAUAUUGUGGCAUUAAUUUUCCAGAGAAACGUCCUGAAAGUUGACCUGUUUUUUACUCUUUCUGUGGGAGAAAAUGGAAGGCCAGUUGAAAAAAUUGGAGAGGAUGUGCAUUGAGCACACGUCCGAUGGCAUGGCUCCUGAUCAUGAUCAAAACGUGGCCAGUCUUGUAGCUCAUGGUAGCUACUUGGAGGCUCUGAAGACUCCCGUUUGCCAGGAAAUCAUGAACUCCUGUGGCAGCUGUACUGCAGGCAACUUAGAGUCACACUUACUAUUAAUUUUCAAGACCUAUUUGUUGAAUAAUUCUUCUGAAGACAAAGAACUUUUAGUUAUGACCAUCGGGAUCGCUGCACAACAGUUGUUUGUUCAAAGCAAUUUUACUGGCCCUUUAUUAGUUCCUUCGUUCAUUGAAGUAUUCCCGAGCUUGCUGUCAGACGGAGAAAAUAGAGAAGAAAUCACAAAAUCAGCAGUAAAAUCAAUUGCUGAACACACCGAAGGCAUCUAUUCUCUUAUUUGUGACCCCGAGUACCUGCUAAUGGCCAAGGUUAUUUUUGCUCAUGAUAUUAAAGAUUUGUUUCCUUCUUGUCUGACUAUCGACUGGUGGCGCAUGAGACACUUAAUGAUUCUGCAAACUUUGGCUGAUGAAACUUCUUACCACAUCUUUUCAAACAUUGUAAAUUCCAUGGAAGCUACAAAGAACAUGAAUUAUCUUGUUGAUGACGCACGACUCAGCGCAUUGUUUCAUCUUGAAGCAGCUCAAGCCACGUUGUUGUAUACCUACACUGCCGAUGCUUAUGCUCACCUGUUGCAGGCUGAAGAACAGCUAAGAUUGAAGUAUUAUCUCUUUGGCGCAAUGGGAAGACGAACUAAGUACCAAGUAGACGCUAAACCUCAGCUUCUACUGAAGGUGGAAUAUUUAGACCAGUCUCUCCUCGACACUGAAGAAGAAGGCACUAAGCUUCUUGCUUCAGAUUUACCGAAAGACAUCGUCUUGAACGAUGACACGAGGUUACCUAAUGUCAAAUUUGAAGACGAAGAUGCUGGCAUUGUACCAAACCUCAAACCCAUUGAACAGAUGGCGUUGUUAGCUCGUGUGCAUUAUAACAGACGGGCAUCUGCCAAUGAUGUUCAAUUAAAAGAAGAAAGCAAAGCUUUUGUUCACGCUCUGUUGCAAUACCCAAAGUGCUGGGCUACUCAUUACUAUGCUCUUAGACUUCGUUCGUACUUUGAGAGCGACGAAUCACGCGCCGUUGAUCGUGCCUUGCAGCAGUAUGAAGAGUUGGUAGCAUGCGUUAAACGCGAAGACCCUUCUCGUUUUGAAAGACUUAAGCUGUUCUAUGCGUCAGGCCUCCCGUCUAUUUGGACCACUAAGCAGGAGUACGGAAGGCUCUUGAUGCAAUUGGGAUGUGUCAGAACCGCUCUGACGUUAUUCGAGGAGCUUCAGUUAUGGGAAGAUGUCAUCGAUUGCUACAAUAAAAUUGGCAUGCGUCAAAGAAGUGAAAGCAUCAUCAGAUCGCUGCUAGAAAAAGAAGAAAGUCCCAAACUCUGGUGUCUCCUGGGCGAUGCCACCGACGAUAUUGAAUGUUACCACAAGGCUUUUGAGAUCUCGGCUGAAAAGAGUAGCCGUGCUAAGCGAUGUCUCGGUGACUAUUACUUCUCUAGGAAGGAGUACGAAACUGCUAUCGAGCAUUAUAAGGUGAGUACAAAACUAAACUACAUUCAACUCAAAGUCUGGGAAAAAAUAGCUUAUGCCGCACUUGCUAUCAGUGACUGGAAGCUGUGCAUUUCAGCGUACAAGACCUGCACAAGUAUCGAUCCUCACCAUUUCGAAUACUGGAACAACAUGGCGAAGGCUCACACAGAACUGAAAGAAUUCGGCCGGGCUUUUUCUUGUUUCGAAGAGGCGCUGCGCUGCAAACCUGAUAGCUGGAAAAUGCUGGAGAAUGCCAUGACUGUUGGCAUUUCCAUGGAACAAUAUGCAAGUUCAUUGAGCUAUUACAGGAGACUUCUUGAGUUGAAACCGAAUCAUAUUAACCUGCUGGUCAUCUCAGGCUUAGUGAAGCCACUUAUGGAUGAAACUACUAGGACUCAUCUUGGUGAUAAUUACUACAAACAGCUCGUGAGCCUUCUGGGACAGUUGUGUCAGAGUGUUCCGUCUGAGUCGAACCUGUGGUAUUACUACGGGGAAGCUGUGAGCUGCAACCCUAAUCCAACGGUCGAAUCACGGGACCUGGCAUGCCAACAUUUCCGAAAAAGCCUUGCAACUGUGACUCGCUUCAAUACCUGGCAUAAGAACACCGCUGAAAUCAAGCUAGCGCUAUCUAAACUUGUGCGCAUGGAGGAGGCGUUCCAAGUAUCCCUCAGGGAUGUCGCGCCUCCUACUGCCCUCGCAAAUGCCCGAUCUAUCGCGAUGAUGGCCGAGAACGUGAUGAUUCUGUCGAGAAAAGGUCUCACGAAUAUACUUACGGGUGAAGUCAUGAAUGACGCCGUCGAACUUCUUGAUCGCGCUGAGGAGUCCAUGAAAGCCAUAAAGAAAGCUGUCACAGAUUUGGCUCAGCUGUGUGAAACAGCCUCAGAAAAGGGAUCGUAAUGUCCUGCGGCCUAAGUUAUAAUAUCUGUGAUCUCGACUAUUUUAUUGUUAAUGUAAUUGGUCUAUCAUGCCUUGUAGAUGGUACUUCUGGUCCCAUAUGUAUUUUUAUACAUGCUGGUUGCUUCAUUCAUUGCUUGCUUCUAUUUCUUUUUAGGCUGAGACGGUAGUUUCGUUGAAGCGAGGUUUAAUUUUCAUUUUCAUAUCGCAAUGUUUACCUACUCUUAUCUUUCACCAACGUAAUCGGUGCUGGAAAUAUCUGCUGUUGAAUAAUCAAGCAUAGUAUCUCAUUCAGGCGCAGCUAACUGCUGCAUUAAAAUUUAAACAUUUUUUUUAUGAGUUGUAGAUGGUAAAUAUGUAAUCAUGGUAUUUAUGUUGAAGUUCUCACUUCACCAUAAAUAGCAACUCGCACUGUACUACGUACACAAUUCACUUUAAUAAAAUUCAAAUUAUAAAAUUUAUCAAAGUAUCUUUGUGAUAAGAAUUUCUUGUGGCGAGGUCGAUUUUACUUUUGUUACUAUUUACUCUGUGUCGGCAGGCGACGUAGUUGGCGAACGGUUAGUACUGUUGUUUUUAUACUCAUUCACUUCAAUAUUACACGACGCUGUUUGA
Molecule: messenger RNA, 3238 nt
Organism: Hyalella azteca
Lineage: Eukaryota; Metazoa; Arthropoda; Malacostraca; Amphipoda; Hyalellidae
Product: tetratricopeptide repeat protein 27-like
Exons: 2
Coding region: 116-2629 (837 amino acids)
Molecular function (GO): protein binding
Source: RefSeq, a predicted model, not a curated record